ACAAUCGGUAAGAAAGAGAUAAAGUCAACGAGUUGACUAAAAUGAAAACUUCUCCGAUAGCAAUCUCCCUUCUCUUCGCCCUCCUAUCGCCGGUUCUUCUACCUUGCUCCGGCGAUUUCACCGGCGGCGUCGAGUUAGAAUCUCCUCCGACCGUAUGUAUCGUCGGGAGUGGAAUCGGAGGCUCAUCCGUAGCUCACUUCCUCCGUAACUACUCUGUUUCCACCGGCUUAAAUCGAGCCAAGAUUCUGAUGUUUGAGCGUCACGAGAUAGUCGGUGGGCGCAUGAGGACAGUUACUGUAUCCGGUGAUACCUUCGAGGCCGGUGGUUCGAUUCUGCACCCGAAGAACUAUCACGUUAAGGAUUUCGUCGAGAGGUUCAAUUUGACGGUUCGAUUGCCGACGCCGAUUGAAGAAUCCUCAGCGAUUGGAAUCUGGGAUGGGAAGAGAUUUGUCGUCAAGACAUUCGGUUCCGGUACCAAGUUUCCGUUUUUGGAUACGAUCGUCUCUUGGGUGAAUGAUCUCUACUUGUUCUUGCGUUACGGGUUCUCACUGUUAAGAAUGAGCAGCUUCAUUGAGAAUACAGUUGAUAAUUUCUUGAAGUACUAUGAAAGCCUAGAAUCAAGACCUAUCUUCGACAAUGUUGAAGGGAUGCUUAAAUGGUCAGGCUUGUACAAUCUCACAAAGCUCACUCUACAGGAUAAAUUGUCUGAAGCUCAGCUUUCUCCUUUAUUAGUCAACGAGCUAGUUACCGUUAUUACAAGGAUAAACUAUGGACAGAGUGUACUCAUCAGUGGGCUAGCAGGUGCAGUUUCUUUAGCUGGUUCAGGUGGAGGAUUAUGGUCUGUUGAAGGUGGAAACUGGCAGAUGGCUGCAAAGCUGAUUAAUCAUUCAGAUGUUAUGUUACACCUGAACGAGAAAAUUGAAUCCAUUUCACAUCUCGAUAUGACAUACAAGAUUUUUACGCGACAACCUGCAUCAGAUUCGUUGCUUGAUGAGCUCUUCAGUAAGAGAAUCGAAACCGUUCGAAUAGACUGGGCGAGCACAAUGGAGACAAGUGCAGUGGCUGGUGAGAACAUUGCGAGACUCAUAAUUUCCAGAUUCAUGACAAAGGAAUCAUCAUCUUCCUCGGACAAAAGAAGCUGUAGUUCUGAAGACGCGUCUUCUUCUUUGGUAGAAAUCAGAAGCGAAGAAGAGAUCAAAUCAAUCCGAUCGGAGAUGGGUUGCUUCAGUUGCUUCGACGGAACCCAAAAGGAACAGCGUAAGGAAGAAGAGAGACAAGCCUCCGCCGAAGCUCGCGCCAGAGCCGCCGAAGCUGCGCAGCGACGGAAAGAGCAGUUUGAUAAGUCUGCAGCUGGAAGAGCUGCACAAGCUCAAUUACAACAAAUGGCUAAACAAUCUGCAAAUACUAACAAAGGAGAGCCUGUUCUUAAGUGGCAAAUGACGUAGUGAUGAGACCGGGUUUUGAAGGAAUCGAAUUGUGAGAUUGGUUCAUUGUAAAUUGUGUGCUUUCUCAAUGUUUGCAAGACCUUUUAAUAAGAAUGGAAUGCUUAU
Messenger RNA from Arabidopsis arenosa, 1550 nucleotides. The record is from the annotation of a GenBank genome assembly. NCBI's taxonomy places the organism in Eukaryota, Viridiplantae, Streptophyta, Magnoliopsida, Brassicales, Brassicaceae.